Molecule: messenger RNA, 1677 nt
Organism: Penicillium riverlandense
Lineage: Eukaryota; Fungi; Ascomycota; Eurotiomycetes; Eurotiales; Aspergillaceae
Exons: 10
Coding region: 1-1677 (558 amino acids)
Biological process (GO): transmembrane transport
Cellular component (GO): membrane
Molecular function (GO): transmembrane transporter activity
Source: RefSeq, a predicted model, not a curated record
AUGCUUUUCAACUUCACUGCUCGUCGGGAGGCUAUUGAAAACGAUGGUGUCUAUGUUGGUGGAUAUGGUAUCCGCAGGGCAUUUAAGGCUGUCAAGCAUGAUGGCGUAUACGACACUAGCGAAGACAGGAUCGAAGCAAUGAAUGCAGUCGAGCAGGACUGGGAGGCCAAAGAGGAGCGAGCUCUGGUUCGGAAACUGGACUUUCGUGUUUUACUCCCUUGCUGCCUGGUGUAUUUCAUGGCAUAUCUCGAUCGAGCCAACCUGGGAAAUGUCAAAGUGCUUCAGGUUGGGACGUCCAGCUCGCUUGUUUCGGCCCUUCACCUUGAAGGUACCCAGUUCAACUGGGCAGUCUCAAUUUCAUACUUUGCUGUGACAGCGCUGCUUUUGCCGUCUACUAUCGUUCUCAAGAAAUAUUCCGCGAAAAGAUACUUUCCAUGCGCCAUGAUUCUCUGGGGCACCGUUGUCAUGGCCAUGGCUGGAAUAAAGAACGGGGCUGGACUUCUGGCAGCUCGAUUUUGCCUUGGUAUCCCCGAGUCUGGAAUUGUUCCCUGCUGUGUCAUGUACUUCAGCUUCUGGUAUCGGCCACGAGAACGAGCGCUCAGGCUCGCGUUUUUCCAUGUGUCAAACUCAAUUGCCGGGGCCGUCUCUGGGUUUCUGGCAGCGGGGCUGGAUCAUCUUGAUGGCAAAGGCGGUCUUAUGUCCUGGCAAUGGGUGUUCAUCAUAGAAGGCGCCAUUCCCUUAGUAAUGGCGCCUGUGAUUUACUUUUUGCUCCUUACUUUCCCCGAAGACUCUACUGCACUCUCUGAUCGAGAGCGGUAUAUUGCAAUCAACCGCUUCGGUCGUGGUGCAACUCGGUCUACGGAUAUAACCUGGGAUACAGCAGCAUUUAUUCGCAUCAUGACGCGGCCGUCUACAUACUGUUUCUUCAUUACUUAUAUCUGCUUAACUACUGUUGCCGUGUCCCAGGCAACGUUUUUGCCCUCUAUUUUCCAUUAUUUCUUGAAAUUCGGGGCUUCCAAGUCCAAUAUCUAUACUGCUGCUCUGAACCUGGCUAUUAUAGCACCAUACCUAGUGGUUCCAUGGCAUAGUGACAAGGUCCGGGAACGCAUCUGGCAUUAUCUCUUCUGCAUGCUUUCCAGCAUACCCUGUUAUGGGGUCUGGCUUUACUUCUCUUACCACUCAGAUGAUACCUCUAUCGCACCGAUUAGCCUGUAUGGAGUUGCUCUCCUCGGCAUGAUGGUGGUAGUUGCCCAGCCUGUCAUCUUAAGCUACCGCUCUGCCACUUUAUACGGUGCAGCAGAACAAUCAGUCGGCACUUCAGCUGCUGUUGCAAGCUUGUCGAUAGCCAGUAUCAUCGCACCUCAGAUGUUCCCAGACACGGAUGCUCCACUCUUCCACAGCGGCUUUAUAGGAUGUGUGACCCUGCAAGUCAUUUGUGUUAUCUCCUGUUUAUGCAUUCCGAUUCUUCUCCUUCUAGAGGCCGAGCACCGCAAAAGAAAAACAGGGCAUGCGAUGCCACUGCGCGCUAUCUUGGAUGCGGAGAAUUCGCAAGUCUCAGAGGCGGCGUUGGCCCGGUUGCAUGCAAUCCAGGAACAGGAGGCUAAAGACCUCGAGGAUAUGAAGAUUGGAGCUUCUGGGGGAAAUGUGCAGCAUGUGGAGGAUGUUGAGAAUCGUUGA